Molecule: messenger RNA, 2440 nt
Organism: Rhododendron vialii
Lineage: Eukaryota; Viridiplantae; Streptophyta; Magnoliopsida; Ericales; Ericaceae
Exons: 11
Coding region: 191-2143 (650 amino acids)
Cellular component (GO): cytoplasm
Molecular function (GO): protein binding
Source: RefSeq, a predicted model, not a curated record
AUAGCGUACCCAUGGUUUAUUUUUUCUGUUUCCAAAUUUGUUUUGUCUGAAAACGGAGAUGGCGCUGAGUUGAACAACAAUUCUCGGUCAAUCGUCUCUCUCUCUCUCUCUCUCUCUCUCUCUCUAGGUUUCGUUUUUGGUCUCAACACAAAGCAUACAUCUCUCUAUCUCUCUCCGACCAGCAGAAGGAAUGAGGAAUUCAUUGAAAAAACUGCGAGGAGGAUUAGGGCUAAUAAGGCAUGGAGAUGCCAGGGACAGGCGCGAACGUCGUCUUCAACGAUCCGCCGCUCAAUUGGACGACCUCGCCCGUGCUUCUCAGGACAUGGCCGACAUGGUAGAUUGCUAUGAUAGCUUAUUUUCUUCUGCAGCAGCAACAAUGAACAGUGCAUAUGAAUUCUCAGAGUCAUUAGGGGAAAUGGGUUCUUGUCUUCUUGAGAAGACUGCAUUGAAUGACGAUGAAGAAAGUGGUGAAGUUUUGCUAAAGCUGGGAAAGCUCCAGUUUGAACUUCAAAAAUUACUUGACACUUAUCGUGCUCAUAUGAUCCGGACAAUCUCGAUCCCGUCGGAGUCCCUUCUUAAUGAACUUCGAACUGUUGAGGAGAUGAAGAGACACUGUGACGAGAAAAGAAGCGUAUACGAAUACGUGUUGCAAAAAUACAGAGAAAAGGGGAGGUCGAAAAGCAGUAAAGGAGAAAAUUACUCUUCUCAGGACGUUAAAGCAGCUCAUGAUGAUUUUGAUCAAGAGGCAACUAUGUUUGUGUUCCGUUUGAAAUCUCUAAAGCAAGGACAGUCGCGAAGUCUUCUUACGCAGGCAGCUCGGCACCAUGCUGCUCAGUUGUGCUUCUUCAAGAAGGCCUUCAAAAUGCUUGAGGCAGUUGAGCCACAUGUGCAAUUGGUCACUGAACGACAACAUAUUGAUUACCAGUUCAGCGGACUUGAAGAUAAUGAUUCUGACAACGAUGAUAGUAGUGACGAGGAUGAUGAUGAGGACGAUCGUGACUACAAUGUGAAAGAUGAUGGUGAAUUGAGUUUUGACUACGGAAAAAAUGACAAGGGGCAAAUUGUUAUUGCCACACCAAGAAGCUCAAUGGAGGUGGACAGUGUGGAAUCUGUGGACCUUACAUUUCCACAAGUUGCUACGGUCGAUGCAGCUAAGGAAAGUCAAGUAAGAAACCACGGAAGGGAUUCUUUUGCCUCCAUCGGGGAACUUAAGGCAAGCAGCCAAUCAGCACCACUUUCUGCUGAGAAGAAAUUUGAUCCUGCUGAAAGGUUUAGACAACUACGCCCUUUAUCCUCACGGAAGUACCACUCUUAUGUACUUCCCACACCAGGUGAAGCAAAGGGUCCAGUUUCGUCUGGACCAGAUACUCAAACUCCUCGAACAAGAUAUGCAAGUUUGAGCGGUCCUUUAGAACAGAAAAAAGGCGAAAAGAUGUUGGGAAACGAGAAAUUAUCAGGAUCUACUGUCUCAAGUCAAGAUUCAGUACUUAGAGAGAGCAAUAAUAAUAGGAAUUCGACUGUCUUACCCCCUCCUUUGACUGAGGAGCUCUCAUCAAAGAAGCAUGAUCAAUCUGUCACUUCUGAUGCUAAAAAAAUCAGAAGAUAUGCUUUCUCUGGUCCAUUGACUGGUAAGUCAUGGCCAAACCAUCUUGGUUUAUCUGCUAGUGGACCUAUCGCCUCAACUGGACCACCUAUGUUAUUUUCUGGACCUAUCUUACGUACUCCAAUGCCUCCACCAGUGUCAUCACCUCCAAAACUCUCUCCAAAUGCCUCCCCUACUUUCGUGUCAUCACCUAAAAUAAGUGAACUCCAUGAGCUUCCUAGACCCCCAGCCAAUUAUAAAGCUCCCAAGUUUGCUUCAGGACCUUUGAAUAGGAUUGGUUAUUCAGGCCCCUUGGUAUCUAACCGUCAAGAAAAUCCUUCUGCAAAUAUUUUGGUGUCCAGUAGGGCAUCCCCACUGCCAACACCUCCUCAGACAUUCCCACGUAGUUUUUCCAUACCGUCCAGGGGGCAGAGUGGGAAUAUAUCUGUGUCCGCACCAUUGGGAGCACCACAACCUUUGAAGAUGGCUGAAGAGAUUGAAUCGCCUACUCUGACACCAAUUUCCUUAUCAAACAGUCAACCUAAAUCAACCAAUUCAUAAAUUCGAGGUAGAGGCUCAUCCCGACUUGAUGAUCUUCCGGAGAUUUUGUUUUCAGGUACAGGUGCAGAUUUGCAAAUAGUUCGUUUUUCAUUAGUUUUCUUUAUCAUUUUAGUCUUUGUUGAUCCUGUUAUUCUUGCGCACAAAAAUAUGCGCUCAUUUACUCCCUCGUCUUCCGCACAAGGGGGAAUUUUGUAUGAAUCUUCUGUUUAUUUUCUGUCGUUACCAAUCCGGCUUCGGUUGUAUAGGCCAAAUUUUAAACAGAUGCUUGUUGACAGAUCAGUGCGUUUGCAGACCAAA